This is a messenger RNA of Aspergillus novofumigatus IBT 16806, 1198 nucleotides long. RefSeq lists its product as uncharacterized. The record is from RefSeq and is a predicted model, not a curated record. The transcript has 2 exons. NCBI's taxonomy places the organism in Eukaryota, Fungi, Ascomycota, Eurotiomycetes, Eurotiales, Aspergillaceae. Bases 1 to 762 code for a protein of 253 amino acids.
AUGGCUUCCAAGAAGCUUUUCCGCAACCAUGCUCUCGGCCUUAUCGAAGUAGCCCUGAAGUGGCUUUCAGCGACAAGCAACAUCUUGAAAGCGGAGGUUGAUGAGAUCAAAGAAACAUUUGAGCAAGUCAAGAAGGUGGCUGCGCGUGACCGCAAGCUACCUGGAGUAGCUAUAAGCGACCUGACACUGGAGGAGGUUGAGAGCAUUUUCUAUAUCAAGAAGUUGACUCCAAAGAACAAGCAACCAGGUGAUAAGUGGGAUUUAGAGCCUUACAACAAUGUGAUUAACGUCCAAUAUCCUGAUGACUUUUUGGAGUUUUUUAUAUUCCUUAACAAGGCCCUUGACUACCUUAAACUGGCCCAUGAGGGCUCCACAAAGGCUGAAGUACUAGUACGCGCACAGCUCAAUGUCAUUCUUGGCUUGGUGCUGGGGUUCACUAAGCAAGACAGUAGGAUUAUACCAUAUCCAGUCUCGUGGGGUUACAAGACCCCAUUUUGGAAAACAGUCCGCAUAAGGUUCCGGGAGAGGUUGCUGCGUGGUCAGCCAGACUAUGCACUGUGGUAUGGGGCGCAGGCGAACCUUGAGACCAACCUGGUUAUUGUGGAAGCCAAGACCCGGGAAGAGCUGGGGAAGAGCUGGGGAAGGGUGAACAACAGUUACUGGGAUAUAUGGGUACGUCUGCUCUAUCACAGUGAAAGCUUUGCUACGGAUAGCCAGACCUUCAACUUCUACCGUAUCAACCAGAGGAGCAAGGUGAGUUAGGAGACACUAAUACAACGCUGCUCAUGAUUUCCCAACACGCCAAUGGCCACGGAUAUUGCGGCACAGGCAGCCAUUGGAAAAGGACCACUACAAGCGAGGGUUCUUUCAUGUCCAUUCGGAGUAAAUGGAGAGCCAAUCUCUAGGCUUCCGAGGUAUCUUCUCGUGGCUGCAGAUUGAGGAUGGCAAGCCUUGCGACGAAGUGUUACUGUGUGGAUAUGUGGAUGGGCGGUGAUUUCAGUAUUAGCCACGCAUCCUCGGACUCCGUAGAUAGUGCAACAAAGAGGGGCGGCGCUUGCUGUAGCCGGUGGGGUGGGUACCUGACCUCAGGCUGGCAAAUCCCCCGAUGCACCUGAAAAAGACUAAUGCGGGGCCGCACUGGCUGAGAUCUCUGCAUUCAAAACCCCCUGAGAAGACAAUACAGCCUGUGCAUUAUCGG